GAUUUAGAUGAAUUUAAAAAAGAAAUAGAAUCUAAGAAAAAUUGCAAAUUCCAAGCUAAAUGUAUUCUAAUAGCCCAGAUACUUCUUAAUGAGGAACUUAUAGUUGAAUAUCAUCCAUCUUUUAUGGAAGGAUUAGAAUUUGAUACCUUCUUCCAAAGUAAUCAAAUCACGUUAGAGGUGCAAGGGGCUCAUAGAACUAGCUGGUAUAAAGAUGUCAAAAAACUUGAGGAUGUUGUAAAUCGUGAUCAGAAUAAAGAUGUAUAUGUCAAAAUAACAGAAUUUUUCUACUUGAGCCUUGUAAUACACUUUUUCAAUAUGGGAACUAUUACCGAUAUGGGAUCUAAAGGCUCUUUCCGCAUUCAGAUUGAAAAUAUGAAUGGAUCGAUCUCUGUGGAAUCCAAAUUUGAUGAGAUUCGUGCUAGAAUUGAACAAGAGCUGAGGGGGAAAGAUUCAGGCAUUGUAAAGAUUAAUUUUCCUGCUGGAGAACUUGGCAACCUUAAAGCACGUGAAGAUAUCCACAAUUCCUUUAACGCUGAAAGAAUAGGAGAUAAUCUAUUCAUCAAAUAUAAUUCGGGAGGAAAAGAGUACAUUCAUCGAAAACUUGCAAAUUCGCUUGAAAAUCAAAAUCAAAAUUGGUGGACAAGUGUCAACACUAUAUGUGUAGUCAGAAAUAGAGAUCUCAGACCUGAUGUAGGUGUGUGGUUUCGAAAGCCAACUAAUACACAAAGAUUUAAACCUCUCAUCUAUUCAUGUCCACCGCCUGACGUUUGGAUUGAGGACCGUAAUCACGCAUUAGACAAUAUCAAUUGGCUUCAGCAGAAUACAACUGGUAUUGAAUUUGUGGCAAUAGGUCUUCCUUCUGGAGUGACCUCUUUUCGCUCUAAUCCUGAACCCGAAAUGAUCAUGGUUCAUGCAACUAGUCAACUGACUCGACCUACCAGAGCACCGUAUACAUGCCAUUGGGAUUUAAAUUUUAAUGAAAUAUGGUACGAAAUGGAUUGGAACCAAUUUAUUACCCUUAGAUGUGGCCUAACAAUAAACUUUAACGUUGUGCUUGAAGAGUUAUUAUAG
This is a messenger RNA of Diversispora eburnea, 1071 nucleotides long. Lineage: Eukaryota; Fungi; Glomeromycota; Glomeromycetes; Diversisporales; Diversisporaceae. The record is from the annotation of a GenBank genome assembly.